AUGGUCCACUCAUUCCUGCGCUCACGCCGUCUAUUGUCGUCGCUAGUGGCACCUGCUGCUCUCCUAGCUACGUCUCCUGCACGUCUAGAAGCUGAUAAAGAAGAAGAACGACAGCAACAGGAACGUGGGGCGCCACCCGCUGUGGACUUGAUUGGGGUCUUUGUCCAGAGCGAGUCGGCUGCGCGACUGCGGGAGCGGUUUCCACGCACUUGUGAUUGCAAAGACACGCCGCUCGUGGUGGUAUUGCGCUAUCAACCUACAGUUGAAGAGCAAGAGGCGUUUGCGCCUAUUUUAGGCACAAAAGCCAAGUUGCAAGUUCAGGGGGUGGUCGAAGACCCUUAUGCUCAGACGCUUCUCGUGGCUGUGACGACCGAGGCGGGGGACUCGCUGGAGUACGAAGGAGCUGCAGAGCCUGCGCACUUGACGCUGUCGACGCCAAUUGACGCACUUGGUGCUUCGGGCUACUCAAGUGUCUUGCUCGAGCGGCUGCGCGCGAGUGACAAGCUUCAGUACUUGCUGAACAAGGACGAGACAGUGACGCAAUGGACGGGCACCCUCCCUGAGUUUAUCUCCAAGCAUUUGCCACUUUACGGUUCAUUUCCAGCGGUCGAAGCUUCGGUCAAGAAACUGGACACGGAGCUAACGCUGGAAGGCACUGUGUGUCUCUUGUCGAGCUUUGAUGCAGCUACGGGCACGUGCUUGGCACCAAAAGCUGAGUGUGGCUUUUGCAAGUUUAUGAAAGCUGGGCCCUGUGGGCGCGAGUUUGUAGCGUGGGAGAGUUGCUUGGACCAGUGCAAGAAGAGCGGAGAGGACUUUAUUGAAACGUGUGGACCGCAGACGCUUGGACUGCGCGACUGUGUGGACGCGCACCCCGAGUAUUACCACGUGCUGACCGACGAUGGUCCAGAGGACGAAAACGAACAAGAAGAGAUGAUGGCGACGAAGAAGAAGAUGGAGCAGGAAAAUGAGGCGACGGCGACGAAGAACGAGCAGUGA
Peronospora matthiolae is the source of this 996-nucleotide messenger RNA. The record is from the annotation of a GenBank genome assembly. Lineage: Eukaryota; Oomycota; Peronosporomycetes; Peronosporales; Peronosporaceae.